Molecule: messenger RNA, 807 nt
Organism: Volvox carteri f. nagariensis
Lineage: Eukaryota; Viridiplantae; Chlorophyta; Chlorophyceae; Chlamydomonadales; Volvocaceae
Exons: 8
Coding region: 1-807 (268 amino acids)
Source: RefSeq, a predicted model, not a curated record
AUGGCUGGAAAGCCAGACGGAAAUGCGACCUCGUUGUCUGCAACUAUAGAGGCUUUAAGAAACGCUGCUGAGCAGAGCAUAUCUGACAUCCAAAAGCAGGCAGACGCAGCUCUGAAGGAGGCGGCAUCUCAGCUGGUAGCCGGAGGUGCCGUAAUCGCCGACUUUGUCCGGCAAGGAGUUUCUGUCACACAGCAGUAUGCAGAUCAGGGAAAGGGCUAUAUCGGCUACGGCCUAUGCCAGCUGAAAAGGGCUGAGGAUGCAGCGAUUGCCGAGAUCAAGUGCGGCCUGGAGCUUGUCCAGAGCAACCCGUACCUUUCCUACCCGCUCCUAACCACCGGGAGCCUUAUGCUUCUGCCUGUCACUCGUCGGUUCCUGUACCGAGCCACGUUGGGUCGGCUGCGCAGUCCGGACAACAUCCUGAAGGGCUGCGAAGGCAAGGUGGAGGGGCUCCGUGUCAAGAUGGCCGACUACUCCACGGAGGCCAAGAAGCUGCAGGUGUUGGCUUGGGGCCGCUGGGGCUUGGGGCGGAAAAACGAUAGGUUGGAGCGCUUGGUGGCGGCGGAAGAAGAGUACAUCCGGGGCAGGGCGAAACUCAAGGCUACUCGGCACGAGUUGACUCGGCUGGCAUCAGUGGUGGGCAAGAGCGAGCGGGCGGCUGCAAGUGUGCUCGAGGACCUGCGUAUCAUCCGGAAGCUGGACCAGGCGGUGCAGCUCCGAGCCGAGGCCGCGUCGCAAGUUGCGGACCUGCGCUCGCAGCGCAAGACGUUGCUGCAGCACGCUGAGCGCAUCGCCAAGAGGGAUAUCUAA